Messenger RNA from Seminavis robusta, 2255 nucleotides. NCBI's taxonomy places the organism in Eukaryota, Bacillariophyta, Bacillariophyceae, Naviculales, Naviculaceae. The record is from the annotation of a GenBank genome assembly.
GCUGCAUGGUGGUGGGGUUGGCGUCUUUUUGUUGAUGGGAUCCAUGCAUGGAAGCUUCCAUUUCUCUCUUUUAUCAUACAGCUAUCUAGCUAGCUAGCUAGAGGUGGUGCCUGUCUAGCUAGAGAGCCAAGCUUGAUCCUUCGAUACAAGUAAAGUAAAAGGCACCUCCCAUAGUUUUCUCCAGAGGUAUCUAGAUUCCAUCACCUCCAGUACCUCCGUUACCUGCACUAUCAUACCACUGCACCAUCAUCUACCUUGAGUUGAGUUUGUUGUUGUCACCAUGAUCAAGUAUCCAUCGGGAGCCUUUGGCUUUCGGAUUCUCUUUCGAAUCCGAGGAUCUGCCGUGUUCAAGGCGUUCAUGCCUGGCUUGGUUUCCAGUAUCAUUUACGUAGUCUUGUUCCAUACCACCGAAUUGAACGAAGAUGAUGGACAGAUCAUGGACCAUCCUUACCCCAUGGGAGCUCUCAUUGCUGCCUUUACCUUUCUGCUAUCCUUUCGGGCCAAUUUUUCGUACAACCGAUACUGGGAAGCUUUCACUGCUGUACACGCCAUGCACAGCAAAUGGCUAGAUGUCGGCAUUGACUUGGCGGCCUUUCAUUUACAAGCUGCUCGCUACGACGGAAGCAAACCACCCUCCUUUGGAGCCAAUCCACAUCUCAGUAGUCUCGAAAUUGAACGAAAACGACACGAACCCACCAUGCAAGAAAUUGAACAUCAAGUAGACGAACGAAUCGAAAUGAGAGAAAAGGAACUCGAAGAUGCUCGUACAUCCAGGGCAUCGGGGAGCACAAGUCGAUUUUCACGCUGGUGGCGGCUGAGGCGGCGUCGACGACGAAACAACAGCAUGAGCAAUAGUAGUAAACCUCAGCAGCAGCAGCAAUCGACGACACCUCAUCAUCAUCAUCAAGUCGCCAACAAUGCACGGGCAUCCCUAGAAUUUCGAAUUGAGCACACCAAAAAGAAUAUCAAUGCACCACCGACCCACAAAACCAGCAAGAAGAAGAAAAAGAAGCAACCAAAGAAGGGACAUCGAAGAAUUGUAUCGACAGUGUCCGUGGCCAACGAAGGUGCCGCCAGAGUCAACAUUGAUGAAAAACCACUUUUUCUCCAAGAGGGAGCCCAUUUGCUCUCCCUAUUGUCCGCUGUGGCCAUGUCCACUUUGAGAAAUGACUUGGAAAAUGCCGAAAGUCCACUGAUACCCUUUACACCAGGCGCGCCAUUUCCAUGUGUCGACCCCGAUGGCGUCACGGCGGAUGUUCGGACAGAUUGGGUAUCGCCAGAUGAAGAGUUUUGGUUCCCGACGCUGCGGUAUCUGUUUGGGUUGUCUCGCAAUGAGAAAUCACGGAGUGUGUACAAUGCGGCACGGCCGUUUCGUGUCAUUGGUGGCGUGUCGGACAAUGAAAUCUUGCUUUUGCAGGCUGCUAGGGGGCCACAAGCCAAGGUGAAUCUGGUCAGCUUGUGGGUUCAAGAGUUCAUCGCCAGAGAGCAUCUGGCCGGGAGCACGGGGAAGGUUGCUCCUCCCAUCAUGUCACGACUCUUUCAGUAUGUCUCUGACGGAUGUCUCAACUACAAUCAAGCGCGCAAAAUUGCGUACAUUCCAUUUCCGUUCCCACAUGCGCAGAUUGUUGGUUUCUUUGUCAUGGUCAUUGUUGCCUUCGUUCCAAUCCUCAUGCUUUCUUUUGUGACGGGUGAACUGCUUGGAUUUUUCCUCAAUCUUUUGACGGUCAUGUGCUUUGCGGGGCUUCAUGAAGUCUCGCGGGAGCUGGAGAACCCCUUCCAAAACGCACCAAAUGACCUUCCAGCCAACAACCUGCACGCACAAUACAAUGAGGCACUCAUGGCUAUGUUUGCUGGAUAUCACCCAGACGCGUUUUGGGAAGUCAAAGAAGACACUGGUGUGGACGAUGAGUCUGAUCCACAGUUGCCGGUAGAAUCUAUUAAUCUGGGAGAAAUUGUUGCAGGUUUGCAAGACGGGGAAGCUCCACCACCGAUACAACCAAUGAACAUGGAAGAAUUUGUUGCUGGGAUGCAAGACGGGAAUGCUGACGAAGGGGACAGGUCAUAUCACAGGGGUCCCAGCGGCCUCGACGAUAGCUUUAUUGUGCUACCCAGCUGAGGUUGCCGCAUGAUGCUACAUGUACGAGGAACCGGUCCUGAGCUUCUUGGAAAUUUGAUCGUGCCAACAUAUGGGACGGCGCAAUCUGUAGUUUAGUCAGUGACCAUAAGGCUAGUUACUAAUGUAGUUGUUGCAAAGC